Messenger RNA from Doryrhamphus excisus (bluestripe pipefish), 1129 nucleotides. NCBI's taxonomy places the organism in Eukaryota, Metazoa, Chordata, Actinopteri, Syngnathiformes, Syngnathidae. The record is from RefSeq and is a predicted model, not a curated record.
CAGACACGCCCACCCAGACAUGAAACAAAAAGUGAGACUUACACACGCUCUUAACAGUCACACUGUUUUUGGAACCUGAGCAGUGUCAACAUGUCGUCCCGGUGUGUGUUCUUCAUCGUGCUUUCACUUUGCGGUCUGCGGAUGGGAACAUCAGCACAGGGUCGCCACGUGCAGGUGGUGGAGGCGGUCACGGGUGGGAACUACGUGCUUCAGUGUACAGCUGAAGCCGAACCAGGCGUCAACUACACCUCAUUGCGAUGGUACAAGUUUGGAGCUCCUUUGGAGUUGGCUCAUCCAGGUCUUGAGGUCCAGCAGCUUCCCAAUAACGUCAUGAGCAAGUACGUUCUCUUAGAGCGUGAGGUGGAGCUGCUGGACUGCGCCAUCUUCCUACCCAACGUGACGUGCAACGAUGCUGGCGAGUACAUGUGUCGACUACAAGCACCCAUGGGAGAGCAGGAUAGGAUGGGGGAGGUUCUUCUCACUAUGUCAGAUUGUUCUGACGCUAACAUGGGACAACUGUGGACAGACGUUCAUAUUAUUAUUUUUGCCUCAGCAGCGCUUUUGUUGGCACUUUUCAUCUUCCUGGUAGCUUAUGGAAGUUCAAAGACCAUCCUCCAAGACAGAAAGAAGACACCAAAUCCAAAAAUCUCACUGGAUGCUCCUCUCAAACCACUUGAUAAGAAGGACCUGAUGCUAAUCUCUACUUUAGGUCAACCAUAUUCUCCCAAGAAGUCCACCAUGAAGCACAUACUAUAUGUUUAAAGUGUGUGCAAAUGCCACUUCAAGACAUGGUAUUUAUAUGAUAUGUUUGUGUGAUUGUUUAUGUAUAGUUAAAAAUGUUCCAGUCAUUUUUUUACAUAUUUAUCCACAUUUGUCAUCAUAUAUGAAGUAUUUGUCUACAUGUUGCUGAUACCAUAAUAGGACUUUAUAAUAAAUGUGUGCUAUUUUGGAGAGUUGUCCUUUUGAAUAUCACAGAUGUGUUUCAUGCAAGUCAUGUAUCUAAGUGUGUGUUUGUCUUCUUUACAUUUGUACUAUUUUCACUAUUUUCCAUGCAAUCUGAUUGUUGAUGAAUGAGAUGACUCAGCAGGCAUACAGAGAAGUGAAAAUGUCCUGACAUUAAUCUGAUAAA